AUGGUUGCAGUAUCGGACCCGAAAUACGCCGACCUCCAGGCAUGCUGUGUUUGCUUGGGCUUUCGUGACGAAACCGAGUACAAAAUAGAUGUUGAUGCAGCAGCGUCCAUUCGUUCAAUUUUGCGUUACCUGCGUGCCGAAAGCAGUAGCUGUGAUAUCCGCAGGGAACUUGGCAAUAUGAAAAUCCUCACCAGUGACUUAAUCCCGCUAUUAAAAGUCUGCAAAAAGGACAAUCAUUUAUUUGACCUGGUCGUGAGGCUGAUGGUGAACCUCACGCAACCAGCCGUCGUGUGCUUUCGAAACGAAAUUCCCAAGGACCGUGACCUCUAUGCUUUCUUCAUCAAGGUCGAUUCAAUCCUGAAGGAGUACAAAAGGGCCUUCGCCGACGAGCAACUAUUCCGAGUUCUCGCUGAAUGUGUUGAAGACCUUUUUGACAAGCCGUGGGAAGAUCGCAGUGACGAUGAUCGACUGCUUAUUGAACGGAUCCUCGUUUUGAUCCGAAACGUGCUUCACAUAACACCCGACGUCUCCACCGAACACCGAACGGAUGAGGAUGUUUCGGUUCACGAUCAACUUUUGUGGGCAAUUCACCUCUCUGGUUGGGACGAACUCCUGCUGUUCCUAGCUAAUGCCGAAGACGAGCAAAGCGUGUUUGCCUUCCACACACUUGAAAUCAUCUCCCUGAUGCUUCGCGAACAGACCCCUGAACAAUUAGCCGUCGCGGGCACCUCGUCAACCCAUAACGACCCUCAGUCCUUGAUCAUUGAGAGGUGUCAUCUGCGAGAGAAAGAGCAACGUCGAGCAGCACUGGUUGAAUUGAAUAUGCGCCACAAUCGUUUCGGCGGUACUUUUGAACUUCUCGACACCAAGUCGCUGUCGAACCGUCCUCUAAUCUACCACCACGACGUGACCGCGCCUGUACGAAAAGCGUGUCCGGGUAGUGCGCCCGAGAACACCUCCGAUGCCUCCGCUCCGACCAUCGGUCUGGUCGAUCUUGAUUUUGGCAAGAAGAUGCGCCGUAAACCACGCACUCGGAAGCCCCUCAUUGAACGCGAAUUCCACCGCCGCUCCAUCCUCAGUGUUCAGCUUUACCUCAGGAACUUUUGUUGGCAAUUCCUGCGGAACUGCUACAACCCUCUGAUGAGUGCGGCACGUGGAGCCAUUCUCCGACAGAACACACAAGCCAACGACGAGACGUAUUAUCUCUGGGCGAUGCGCUUCUUUAUGGCGUUUGGUCGCCUUUACAGAUUCCGUCCGCAGUAUCUCAGCGAAUCUCUGAGUGUCUCCGUGUUUAACUGGGUGUAUACCCUGUGCAUGGGUUACCGUGAGUCCUUGUUUGCCUACAAACGCGGUGGUGCUACCAACCAAAAUGCUCUUCAAAUCAGUCGCCGUCUUGCGCUGGCAGUUUCCGCCUACCUCCAGUUCCUCUUGUGCCUCCAGGAGAUGGUUAAACCGUCGCCAGAAAGCGCGGCGUCCACAGACCUCGACGACGAGGAGAAGGAGAGUGUGGAGGACCGGGAAAAUCGAUUGCGCGCGCAAAAACAGGCUGCCGAGUCUCUGAUGUCGAACAUCUUCUACGUUGCUGAAUACCAGGAUCUCUAUGUGCUGUUGCUGAGGGAAUACAACGAGUCUAUUCAGAGCAAGGAAUACUUAAUUGACCUCGUCGAGGGUGCACAUCUCUUCAUCAGCUUGCUGACGUCUCAGGAGAAGGCCGCGAUGACCCUCAUCGUCUCGCGUCGUCAGCGGCGCCGCCACGCUAACGAGAAGCGACGCCAGGAGCGUGCGGAGCGACGUCGACGACAGCAGGAAGCAGCGGAGGCGCGUCGGAAACUGCGUCAGCGGGCCAAUGAGUCGCCGGAGGAACGCGCUGCCCGUCUCGCACGCACCUGGGGUGUCCUCUCCACCAGCCUCCUCACGAUGUUGGCUGCGAACAAGGAUGUCGUGGUUGACGACGACGACCUGCCGCAACUCUUCGACCCCGCCGCCGCGCCGCCAGAUGCAGCGUCGAUGGCCAAGCAGCUGCGAAACGCCAUCCGCCUGGUGCACACGGAGCUGCACGCGAACAGAGCGAGUCGGGCACUAUUGAUCGCCCGCAACAUGUGGGACAUCUGGCCUGAGGCCGCGCCGAGCCUCGACGAAGCCAACCAGGAUGGCGAAAUGGACGAGGAUCUGCUGAAGGAGAAGCAACGAGCAAUGGAGGCUGGCUUGGAACCCGCUCAAGUGGCUGAAUACACCGCAUUGUGGAGGAUCUUUCUCCUAGACCUAGCUGGCACGUUGUACGAACAGUUGGAAGUGAUUGACGCGUCAAUCAGGGAAGACGAGGAGAAGGAUGAGGAGGAGGAGCGGAACGAGCUUAUCCGUCGGGAACUCGGCGACUCUGACGACGAGUACGACGUUGUCGACAAGGAGGUGGCCUUCGACUUGAAUGCCUACCUCCUUCGGUUCACCCACCCGCACAUCAUUCGAUCGUUGAUACAGCUUCUGGCCAACUACGCGCUGAAUCCGCCCUCGACCAACACGUGUCUUCUGCAUCUCUUCCAUCGAAUCGCCAUCAAACCACACAUCCCGGGGAUCCUCUUUCAGUUGCGCCUGUUCAGCGUCAUCCAGACCAUCAUCAAGGACCCGAUUCUCACCAAACUCGACGAAUCCAAGGUGUCGUGUGAAGUUCGCUCUCGUUUUGGCCUUUCUGAGUUGUUGAAGUUCAUGAAGUAUGUUUUGCGCAAGUUCUUCGAGGCGUUCGAGCGCAAUCGGAGCGUUGCCGUGGAGGCGCUGUUUUUCAAGUCCACGAAGGAGGCUGCUGAGGUCUACAGUGGUUAUGGCACCUACGAAACGGGACACAAAGCCGCAACAUGGAGCACCGACCUAGACAGGGAAUUGGGACAGCUUUUUGAAGCCUACAGAUACGAUCCAGUGCCACAGGGGGAUGAUUUAGUGGACGUGCUGAAGCGCAAUCUCUCCGACCCCACGAAAACACGCCGACAAAUCAUUACGCGCCUCAUAUUCCUCGGAAAAGUUGACUCUGCUAAGCAACUCAAAAUGAUGACAAUUCAUAUGGGUGAGGGUAGAAGAGCCACCAGGCGUGCUAGAAGGCCCUGGACCGAAGAUGAGGUUAAUAUGCUGCAAUCGCUCUUCCUUGAACACAAAGGCUCAUCCCACCUCCUCUCGGAUAUAAUGGGUGUGCUGAAUUUGGAGUACGAGGACAAGUUGAAACAGGCGCGGGCUGAAGGCGGCGAAGACGACGAACCGCUUCUACGAACACGUCAGGAGGUGGGCAGGAAGUUGAUCGAGCUCGGCCUGGUCUCCGAUGCCAGCGAGUUUGGCAAGUCGCGACGUCGGAGUAGUCGAAAGACCGCCGAGGAAGUGUCCCAGCUGGAGGUGCUCGAUGGUGGCAUAUCGGUGCUGAAAAAGCAACCCCGAGGAAAGAAGGCUCGCGUCAGGAGGACGACUCGACCAGACUCUUCGCCGGAGCUGCAUUUCAACACCAAUGAGCGCUUCAGUGACGAGGAGGAGGUUCCUGCUAGUGGGAAAGGACCAAGUCGCUCAUCUUACUUCGAUCCGGAUGAAGAUAAUGAUGAUUAUGGCGAAAAAGACAAUGAUGCAGAGGUGCCUUCUAGUGGAAAAGAACCGAGUCGAUCCAAGUAUUUUGAUCCCGAUGAAGCUAAUGAUGAUGGUGAUGUUGAUAGCGAUGUGGAGCUAUCGGUUAGUCGCAGACAAUUGAAUCGGUCGACUUACUUCGAUCCAGCUGAGGAUAGUGGUAGUGAUGAAGACAACAAACUAGAGAUUGACAAUCCUGGCCAAUCAGCUGACUCGAAUCGCCCCACCAAUCCCGGUUCAUCAUCGAACUCCCCUCCACCUCUCUUUAGCAAUACGGAUGCCGAAGAUGAAGUAGACGACGCUCCUGCCGUGGCUCGAAAACGACGGAAACUCGACCUAGAGGAUGAUGAUGACGACGACGACGAGGCGAUUGAGGAACUGGAAAAAGAGAUUGACUCGGCCCUACAGGAGACUGGUGCAGACGUACAGAUCGCCAGCCCCCCACACCGUGAACGUCGACGCACUCGUCUGCUGGGCUCUGAUGAUGACGACGAAGAGAAAGGGGAGAAAGACAACGCAUAA
This is a messenger RNA of Mesocestoides corti, 4116 nucleotides long. Lineage: Eukaryota; Metazoa; Platyhelminthes; Cestoda; Cyclophyllidea; Mesocestoididae. The record is from the annotation of a GenBank genome assembly.